CUCGAGAAGCAAAAAGUGGUGAAAUAGGCAGGGAAGAUCAGAUUUCAAGCUCAACGAGGAAAUGAGUCUGGAUAGCAAUUCAUUGGUCCCAGUUAACUCCGGGCUAGAGAACUUGAACUCUCCUGUUCUCUCAAAGAUUUGUGCGUGGGGUGUAAUGUUUGGGCUCUUUGCGGUUUCAUUAAUCGCCAUGGCUUAUGCUUGCUACCACAAGCAAAGCACUUCGAAUUCUUGCAUCGAAGAGCAAGAGAAACAAGGAAAGAAGCAAGUGUUGAAGCCAUUAGAUAUGGAACCAAGGAUUGUUGUUAUAAUGGCUGGUAAUGAUAACCCUACCUUCUUGGCUAAGCCAACUAAGAUCAAUGCAUGACUGAUAUUGUCUCAAAUGAUAAAGUUUAAAAUCACUAGAUUAGUGUUUUGUGUUUCUUUCGUUAUGCUUGUUAAUUGGGUUCGAUGCACAGGACGCCACUAUUUAUAUAUAUCCUUGACUAGUAUUCUGCUGAUUUCUUAUUUAAACUCGAUUAAUUCGGCUUUAGAUGAUAAACAUUUGUUGUUAUUUAGAUGAUCCUUUGAACAUAUUGGAAUGAGAGCCGAUAUUUUACA
Molecule: messenger RNA, 597 nt
Organism: Camelina sativa (false flax)
Lineage: Eukaryota; Viridiplantae; Streptophyta; Magnoliopsida; Brassicales; Brassicaceae
Product: protein GLUTAMINE DUMPER 7-like
Biological process (GO): regulation of amino acid export
Source: RefSeq, a predicted model, not a curated record